Solea senegalensis (Senegalese sole) is the source of this 2731-nucleotide messenger RNA. It is a transcript of the gene yipf2, whose product is annotated as Yip1 domain family, member 2. NCBI's taxonomy places the organism in Eukaryota, Metazoa, Chordata, Actinopteri, Pleuronectiformes, Soleidae. Gene Ontology annotation, cellular component: Golgi apparatus; membrane. The coding region runs from base 330 to 1235 and encodes 301 amino acids. Gene Ontology annotation, molecular function: small GTPase binding. The transcript is spliced from 9 exons. Gene Ontology annotation, biological process: vesicle-mediated transport. The record is from RefSeq and is a predicted model, not a curated record.
CUUUGUUUACGUGGUGACGUGUACCGGAAGACAUGCUAACCGGACUAACAGCAGGGGAGAGCAGUCGUUCUGGCUUUGACAGGAAAGCUUUAGCUGUCCAUAAUUAUUUGUUGUUUUAUUUUUCAUUUGCGGUCCGGAACUGUCACAUAUUCACGUGAGUUACAUUCAAACAAUUGCGGAAUAACAGUCUUACUGUGCGUUAAGCCCUUUAGCUUAGCUACUCUUAGCUGUCACAGUCGUGUGGACGCCACCAGCAUCGGGCUCAUCCCUCUGUGGACAGUUUAUCUCUCUCAGGUCUUUCAUAAGCUUCCUGUUUGGCCUCUGGAACGAUGGCCAGUCCAAAUGAUCUACAGUUCCAAGAGUUUGAGGAAGCAGCAGAGCUGUUGUCCGCUGACCCAGAAGCCACCACGCUCAGUAUGUCCGCCUCAGACAACCUCGCUCGAUCAGGAGGAGGAGAGGAUGUGAAAUUAGACCUGUCAGAGGAUGAGCACGAUGAGGAGGAGAGUUCAGAGCUGUUGGGAGGACACAAACCAACCAGUGGUUUCUGGACCUUUGAGUACUACGAGUCCUUCUUCAAUGUGGACACUGUGCAGGUACUGGAUAGAGUGAAGGGAUCUGUGCUGCCACUUCCUGGAAGAAACUUCAUUAAGCAUUACCUUCGAUCUAACCCAGAUCUGUAUGGUCCGUUCUGGAUCUGUGUGACACUGGUCUUCUCAGUGGCGAUAAGUGGGAACCUGUCGACCUUCCUCAGUGAGAUGGGAAACCCGGCGUAUCACUACAGACCACAGUUCCACAGAGUAACGAUAGCUGCAGUAGUGAUCUUCAUGUACGCCUGGCUCGUGCCCAUCGGUGUGUGGGGUUUCCUGACGUGGCGGCAAGGGUCUGAGCGGCAGAUCGGAGCCUACUCCUUCCUGGAGACCGUGUGUGUCUACGGCUACUCGCUCUUCAUUUAUAUUCCCACCUCAGUUUUGUGGAUCAUCCCGUUUGAGUGGCUGCGCUGGGUGCUGAUCGUCGUCGCCAUGGUGAUCUCCGGCUCCGUCCUGGUCCUGACUUUCUGGCCCGUCGUCCGCGACGACACCAAGUUGAUGGCUGUAGCCACAGUGGCGACCAUAGUGGUUCUGCACGCGCUGCUGGCCGUCGGCUGUAAGAUGUAUUUCUUCCAGACAGCCGUCCACAUACCUGCACCAGCUCCCACCACACCGUCUCUUCAAACACUGGUCACUAAACAACACUGACCACAGGCAGGAAGUGUUAGCAGGGAGACAGGAAAUGAAGGUUGUCUGGAAUCACAGGCAGAAAAACUAUGUGUCGAUAAUAAUCCAAAACAGUGAUUAUUGUCAUUGUGAGGCUUCUGAUAUGAGCUGGGACGUGUGUGUGUGUGUGUGUGUUUAAUUUAUCCUGAGGGUACAGCUGAGGUAGCAGGGUGAUAAUAACUGUGACACUGUGUCCAAAUAUGCUGCAUUUGCUUUGUUUUGAAUGAGCUGUGAAAACAGAAAGAAAACAAAAAAAGUUAGUUAAAGAAAACACGGACGUGAAUCCGUGUUCAUGCAAAUCAUCCAUUCAUAUCACAUAGCUUUUACAAUAUGAUAACGCCGUUAAUCAGACGCUGAUGUGAGUGUGACGGACGCAGUGACCAAAGCUGUGGUCCGUGACAGUAAAGGUGCAGUCUGUGUUUAUGACUGUACGCCUGUGUCGUCUGUGUCUCCGUUAGCUGCAAAACUGUGGAAAUAAAUCUGUCUCUCCACGUUUUUAAAAGCCUGAGAAUUUGUCAGUGUUCUGAACUUCAAAAGGCUUUUAAAAUUCAAAAUACAUUUUAGUUCAAUGAAACUUUGAAGGAAGACUCCAUUACAUUUUGGAGGCAGGUGGAUACAGGGAUUUGUUUUUGACAUUUCAAGAAAAAGAGUAUUGUAGGUUUUGUUGUUUAUUCUCCGCAGACUUUCUAGUUUCUAAUUUAUUUAAUGUACUUAUUUAAUGUUAGAAAACAGGUGAAACAGUCACUCCUGAUCUAGGGCUGAACAAUGUUGAAUAAAUACCUAAUUGCGAAAGGGUGAGACGGACAUUUUUACAUCAAUAUUCUCAUUUUCAGUCAAAGAAACAUAUUUAAAAGGACGAAUGUGUGAUAUUUGUGCAGCUCCGUGACAAACAAAGAUGUUCUCUUCAGUCUGUAGAAUAAGGAAAAAAUAAUAAUAUUGAGUGCUGUCUGUGGAGUUCUGGCUCCUGAUUGGAUAAAGUACUGUCUGUCAGAGCCGGAGACUGAAGGACAUGUGACCGAGAACGCUGUCACAAUUAAAGUGUAUUCUGACAGAUGUGAAGUGUAUUUCCCUGACAGCAGCUGUAAUCGUCUCAUGUUUGUUUAUGUGUGGUCGUUCCUUCACUAAUGUCAGGACCAGUUCCUGUCCAGCUUUUUGUUGAUUUCUUCAUUUAUGAAUCAUAGUAUAAUAAUAGUUUUUGAAUGUGAUCUUUACGAGAAACAGCAGCUUCCAGCAAUCCAUGAAUCAGAUGCAGGAAAUGAAACGACUAGAUACUGAAUGUGUUACAGUGAACUCUGCUAAGAAAUGUAAUCAUCCUCUUUAAUGUUCAUUUAUAAAACGACCUCUGUUGUGUUAUUUGCACGGAUGAUUUACUGUAGAUGAAGGAAAAGGUUUAUGUUUUAAAAAGAACUUACUUUCCUACUGUGACGCUGAUGAGGUUUGGGUUUCUUUAGGUUAAUAAACAGACUCUGUUCUGCUUA